Messenger RNA from Paramecium sonneborni, 1944 nucleotides. Lineage: Eukaryota; Ciliophora; Oligohymenophorea; Peniculida; Parameciidae. The record is from the annotation of a GenBank genome assembly.
AUGUAAUAACAUAUCCAACUUAAUUGUCAAAAUUCUAAAAAAGGAUAUAUAAUGUAAAGAACAGGUAAUAAGCCUGGAGACAGAAUAAUUGAAAGAUAAUCUUUUGCACAAUAUGUAAAUUAAAUGUCUGAAACAUAACAAUAAUUACUAGCUCAUUUUAAAUCAACCCCGAGAAAAAAAUCAUAAGUAAAUAGUCAUCCAAAUCUACCUAAAUUGCAUUCUCCAGAUGUCAUACAUAGAAAAUUUGUUUUGAAUAUUGGCAAGUGUCCGGUUAAUAAUUAUUAAUCAUCUAUUUUUAGAAUUAAUGGACCUUAAAAUUAAUAACAUUUUUUUCAUCCUGUACAUAAUCAUAGACAUUAAUCUUUAGAAAUCAGAAAAUCUUUAAUUUAAUAAAAUAGACUCACACCUAUUCAAAAGAAUUCGAUUAUUAAUCUUAGUGGAAGAUCUGUAAGAGAUGACGAUAUGAAUUUAUUUUACUAUAAAAUUGGAGGAGAUGAAGUUGUAGAUUAAUUAAAUGAAGAAUUUUACCAUUAUUCUAGUUAACAUGAUAUGAUUAAAAGUAUGUAAUUAAUAUUUAUUUAAUUGAAGAUAUCGAUGAUCAUGAAUAAUAUAAGGCUCAUUUUAAGAUAUUUUUAGAAUAUAUAAUGGGUAAACCUGUUUUUUAUAAUCUUGAAUAACUUAAGGAUAAGCAUAAAAAUUUGGGACUUAAAAAUAAAGAUUUUAAUAAUUUUAAAAAUUAUUUAAUUGUAAAAUAUUUUUUUAAAUUUUAAGACUUCUUUUCUAAAAGUAAAUAAAACUUAGGUUGAUUAAAUUUUUGAAUUUAGUUCUAUGAUAGAAUAAUAUCGUUAUUGUAUUAUUGAUAGUGAUACUCCAUUUGCUAUUAUAUACAAUUAAAAAACAGAAAAAAUAAACACUAAAGAUGUUCCUGAUAUAAUACUGUCUAUGGCUGAAAGUAGUUAUUAAAAAAUCUUUGCAGAUAAUACUUUGGCUCAUUAUUUUAUUGGUAUAGAACUAUAAGAAUAAGCUAAAAAGUUAGGAAGAAUAUUACAUUAAAUGAUGGGAUGGGAUUAAACUUCAGAUGAAGUUUUAUCAAUUAUGAGACAAAGUCACAAAAGUAUGCAUUUAAAUAAUGUACAUUUUACAUUAUUUAAAUAACAUAUGAUAGAAUCUAUGAGAUAAUAAUAAAUUUAAGAGAAAUAAAUAGAACUAGUCACAUCCAGAAUGGAUGGAUAUAGAAGUUACAUAAUAAAUUAAGAUUCAUUACUUGAUUUUUACAGAGAUUAACCAACAUUACUCUAAAUAUAAUAAACUAAGUAUGUCUAACUUCUUAGAAGAGAUCCAAGAAUGUAAAACUUUCCUCAUGAAGCAUUUAACAGACAUGUUUAAUUUAUCCUUAAAUAUCUAACACAUUAACAUUUACCUACUCUUACUCAUAAUGAUUUAUGGACUAUCCAUUCUAAAUAUAAUAUAUCUUCAGAAUAAAUUGAAUCUUUUAAAGAUAAUUUCUUUCUAUUAAUUCAAAAUCUCAAUUUAAAUCCUAUUGUUAUUUAAGAUUAUGAAGAUAUAUUUUUUAUGCUCAAAAGAAAUCUUAAACAUUAGUAUUCUAUCUAAAAUAUUAUUGGCCAUUAGAAAGUUGAAUCAAUCCUCUCUAAAAUUCAAUUUUAAAUGCAAGAUAAUGAACAUUAUAAAGAAUAUUAUUCAAAUGCCAUAUACUAAAUGAGCAAACAUCUUCAUAAGAUGAUAGCAUUUAUAUUGAAAGAUCAACAUCUAUAUAAAUCAAAUGAUUUAAAAGUUAUUCAUUAAUCACUUAAAAUUAAAGAAUCUAUAUUUGAUUUAUUUGUUUUAUUUUUGAAAAAUGCAAUGUAAGAAGAAAAAAUUCAUUAAUAUUUAAUAAUAUUAGCAGAGGAAACUUGUGAAUAUUAUAAGAAAAACAUAUGUACUUGA